AUGAAUGAUGGUAUGAGCAUGUUACAACAAGUUGAUCUUACCAAAUACCAACAAACUCUAACAUCCCUUGGCAACAAAGGGCGAAUCCAGCCAUCUGGGCACCAACCAAAAUCUCUUAAUAUUUUGUUACUGAACAAAUGCGUUUCAAGCUAUAGGGUGCAUUCAACAUGCGUGGAAGAAAAAGUCAUGGAAGAAGUGGAGCUUGACCAAUCACCUGUGAAUACAAACUCUAUUCAAUUCGGCAAUGAGAAUGUCCAUGGCCAGAUGAAUCUGUCAUUAAUAAACAACGAAGAUCUUAGUGAGAAGUUGAGUCCUGAAGUUUGA
This is a messenger RNA of Striga asiatica, 324 nucleotides long. NCBI's taxonomy places the organism in Eukaryota, Viridiplantae, Streptophyta, Magnoliopsida, Lamiales, Orobanchaceae. The record is from the annotation of a GenBank genome assembly.